Messenger RNA from Aureobasidium vineae, 3036 nucleotides. NCBI's taxonomy places the organism in Eukaryota, Fungi, Ascomycota, Dothideomycetes, Dothideales, Saccotheciaceae. The record is from the annotation of a GenBank genome assembly.
AUGGACGGCCAGCAGAAUGGCGAGGCUCGCGUCAAGCGUAAAGAACACCCAAGCUCUUCUCAGGACAGACCUCUGAAACAGCUCAGAUCAGAUGCUACGGCCGAAGAGCCCGUCAAUGGCUUCUCACAAGACGACGAAGUUGAUGCGCAACCCGUAAUGCAUGCCGCAACCACCGACUCGGUCGAGUGGCAGCGUACCAUCGAAACCGUCGUCUCCAAAGUCGUCUCGAUCCAUUUCUGCCAGACCAGCGCAUUCGAUACGGAUCCUGCCUUGUCAAGCGAAGCAACUGGCUUCGUCGUCGAUGCCGAGAAUGGCUACAUCCUGACCAACAGACACGUUGUCGGCUCCGGUCCCUUCUGGGGAUACUGCAUCUUCGACAAUCACGAGGAGUGCGACGUCUACCCCGUCUACCGCGAUCCCGUCCACGACUUUGGUUUCCUCAAGUUCGACCCCAAGGCCAUCAAGUACAUGAAGCUCGCACCCAUCGAACUCCGCCCCGACCUUGCGCGCAUUGGUGCCGAAAUCAGAGUGGUUGGUAACGAUGCUGGAGAGAAGCUCAGUAUUCUGUCUGGUGUCAUUUCAAGAUUGGACAGAAACGCACCCGAGUAUUCCGAAGGAUACUGCGAUUUCAACACAAACUACAUCCAAGCCGCUGCUGCAGCAAGUGGAGGAAGUUCGGGCAGUCCUGUCGUCAACGUCGAGGGUUAUGCUGUCGCUUUGCAGGCAGGAGGCAGACAGGAUGGUGCCGCAACCGACUACUUCUUGCCAUUGGACCGACCGCUAAGAGCGCUGGAACUGGUCAGGAAAGGAGAACACGUCACAAGAGGAAGCAUCCAAACACAAUUUCUUAUCAAGCCCUUUGAUGAGUGCCGCAGACUUGGUCUGACCUCUGAGCGUGAAGCCGAGGUCCGCGCCAAGUUUCCCAAGGAGACUGGUAUGCUGGUCGCUGAGGUUGUUCUGCCCAAAGGUCCUGCCGAUAGCAAGAUUGAGGAGGGUGAUGUUCUGAUCAAGGUCAACGACGAGCUCCUCACACAGUUUGUUCGCCUGGACGAUAUUCUGGAUUCGAGUGUUGGAGGCCAAGUCAAGCUGCUUGUGCAAAGAGGAGGCGAAGAGUUUGAAGCCACCGUCGAUGUUGGUGACUUGCACGCAAUCACACCGGAUCGCUACGUCUCGGCUGCUGGCGCCCUUUUCCACGAGCUCUCCUACCAACAAGCCCGUUUCUAUGCUGUCACUCUCAAGGACAACGGUGUGUACUGCUGCGAGUCUGGUGGCUCCUUCAGAUUCGAGGGUUGCGAGUUUGGUUGGCUGGUUCAGUCCAUCGACAACAAGCCUACACCAAACCUCAAUGCCUUUGUUGAAGUCAUGAAGGCCAUUCCCGAUCGCGCCCGUGUCGUCGUCACCUACAAGCAUCUUAGGGAUAUGCACACUCUUAACACCUCCAUCGUUUCCGUCGACAGACAUUGGCACAGAAAGAUGUCCAUGCACGUCAGAAAUGACAAGACUGGCCUCUGGGACACUACCACUCUUGCCGAGCAACUUCCACCCGCCGAUCCUCAACCCAAGAAGGCAAACUUCAUCCAAAUGGCUGGCGCACAACACCCUGCUGCUGUCGACAUCGUGCGAAGCUUCGUCAGAGUUUCGGUCAGCCUACCACUUCGCCUGGAUGGAUUCCCUAAAGGAAGAAAGAUUGGGUUCGGUCUGGUCAUCGACGCCGAGAAAGGUCUUGUUAUUGUAUCACGAGCAAUCUUGCCCUACGACAUGUGCGACAUUACCAUCACCGUGGCCGACUCGAUCAUCGUAGAUGGAAAGGUUGUCUUCAUGCANCCCCUGCAAAACUACGCCAUCUUGCAAUACGACGCCAGCCUUGUGCAAGCUCCUGUUAAGUCGGCCAAACUUGCGACCACACCUAUCAAGCAGGGAGAGAGCACCAUUUUCUUCGGUUUCAACCAGAACCUGAGACCAGUAGUUGCUAAGACAGCUGUUACCGACAUCACCUCAGUUGCUAUUCCAGCAAGCACAACAACUCCUAGAUACCGUGCUGUCAACCUGGACGCUAUCACGGUCGACACCAGUUUAUCAGAGCGCUGCGGAAGUGGCGUGCUUGUUGCCGAGGAUGGCACCGUUCAGGCCUUGUGGAUGACCUACCUCGGUGAGCGUACGCCUAAUGGACGCGACCAAUCUUACCAUCUUGGCAUGUCCACCUCUGCGCUUCAUGCCGUUGUCGACGACAUCAAGAACGGAGACAGACCUCAAUUACGCAUCCUCAACCUCGAAACUCAUAUUAUGCAAAUGAGUGAGGCUCGCAUUCACGGUCUGUCGCAAGAGUGGAUUGACAGAGUUGAGAAGGAGGACCCCGAGAGACAUCAACUUUUCAUUGUUCGCAAGGUUGAUUCUGACCAUCUUGGUGGCUUGAUGGAGGGUGACAUUAUUCUCACGCUCAACGACCGCCUCGUUACUCGCGUUACAGACUUCGAUGUCAUGUACAGAAACGAGUUCCUAGAUGCUGUUAUCCUCCGCAAGAGAGAAGAGAUCAAGCUCAAGGUUUCGACCGUACCAACACACGAAUUCGAGACUGACAGAGCUGUCGUCUUCUGUGGUGCUGUCCUGCAUCGUCCUCACCAUGCCGUGCGCCAACAAAUUAAGAAGGUGCACUCCGAUGUUUACAUCUCGUUGCGCAUUGCAGGUUCGCCAGCAUACAUGUAUGGUCUCGCACCGACAAACUUCAUCACACAUGUCAAUGGUGUGCCCACACCUGAUCUCGACAAGUUCGUUGAGGAGACUAACAAGAUUCCCGACAACACCUACUUCCGUUUGAAGAUCAUGACUUUUGACAACCAACCUUGGGUUGCUACCAUGAAGAAGAACGAGCACUACUUCCCCACUAUCGAGUUCUUGAAGGACCCCAACGAGAAGGAGGGAUGGAGAAGAGUUACAUAUGAGCAAGGCAAGAUCAAGGCCGGUCAGGGUGAUUUGCCUGAGGCUGGCCAGGAAGCCGCACCUGGUGAUGUUGAUAUGGGUGAAGGCCCAAUGGCCUAG